ACAUAACAAGGAUGUUGAUAUACACUCUUGCGUGAGCUACAAUCCUUACAUCCCCACAGUUCGAUAGAAUGCCGGGGGUGAAUGAACACAGGGAAAACAGGAACAACAUGAACGCGGUCACCAUCCCACAUCCUUGUUACGUGUGUAUGAUAUCGUGAGUACUUGGCUGUGUCAAUGAUGAAUUAUUCAAAACAAAAUUAUCGAUCCGUGAUGUGCCAGGAGGCUUGAACUACUUGUGUGCGAAAUGGAGUGCAGAAACCUUUUAGAUUGAAGGAAUCCUUCUGGUAAUAGGGAAUAUCUUUCAACUAGCCUCGGUAUCGCGAAGCGAAAAGCCAGCAAGCAGUGCUGUGCCCGUUUUCGUAAGGACAUAGUGCGAUUGGAAAGUGUGGUUGCCAGUGGGUGUAGGCGCGGUUGUGCUCUUUGGUCCUGACAUCCUGUGAUAUAAUGACAACGCAGGAUUUAACUCAUCUUGAACAAACGGUUGCAAGCGCUGGUACCCAUCUGACCACAGUUCAAACCAAGUUGAGUGAAGUUGAAAAAAGCCUGGCUAACCCGGGCGAAGAGAUCGAUGAUGUGUGCGUUAUGGAACUGCUCGAAUCGAUGACGGAAGUGAAAAAUGAAUAUCAGAACCUGCGGAAGGACCUGAAGGAGGUGCAACAAUUGCAAAAGGAGAUGACCAACACUUUACGGUAUCAAAUGUCAACAAUGAAACAAACCUUUAACAUGCUUAAAAGGCGCAUUGAACUGAAAGCUCCUCAGAACUAGAGCUCCCAUUUUUUCUUCUCCGUUUUCUUUAUCCUUUGUAUAUUCGCAACGCCGGAUAUCCUUGAAUUGUUUGUGUUUGCUGUUUACUUUGUGGACUUUUUGAGUAUUCUAGUGUCGCUGUUGCUCAUCAUUUCAUGAUGUCGAUGCUAUAGUGUUCGUUGUGGCUUUCGUUUAACAUUGUUACUUUCUCGAUAGCGUACUAUUGUUUACAAGAUAACAUUCUAUACUUCUUCUGGUUGGUGUAGCGUUAUAUCGAUAUUUACAUUGUAUCCUUUUUUUUUAAUUGCAAAAACUACAAAGUGCUGAUAUGUUAGAGUUUACACAAUCAGCUUCCGAGACGGGGCGACCUAUACAUUUGAAAUUCUAAAAUGGCUUUCACAACGUAGAAAUUACCCUGGUUUUGCCUUAUCGAAUGCAAUGCAACGCUUUAGAGAAUCAAAAGUAUUUCAGGAGAUUCCAUGAAAUGAAAUAGAAUUUAUAAAUGUGAGAUUUCAAUAGAAAAGAUAAAUAUGAAACCCGAAUAUAAUCGGUUUUUAUUACUACAAUUCCAAUUUAUUUGUUGCAUGACCAUCGCAAUGAUUUGUUAGUUUUUUUUUAAUUUUCUUCGUUUUUUUUUAUUAAAUUUAGCUUUUGCUUUUGUUUCUGCUAACAUAUGAUAAAUAAAUGCAUUAAAAUUCAAAUUAACUUCGAAAAUAAACAACCAUAUGCAGC
This is a messenger RNA of Hermetia illucens (black soldier fly), 1476 nucleotides long. RefSeq lists its product as uncharacterized. The record is from RefSeq and is a predicted model, not a curated record. The coding region runs from base 445 to 765 and encodes 106 amino acids. The transcript has 2 exons. Lineage: Eukaryota; Metazoa; Arthropoda; Insecta; Diptera; Stratiomyidae.